CCACUCGACACUCGUGGAGUUUAUUUUGGUAGUUCGUUUUUUUAUCACCGUUUCAAAAUUCUUGCUUAUUAAUGAUAUUAAAACUGAUAAGCGAUUAUUGUAGAUAAAACUUGCCUUGGAAUGUGAUGGUGCUGACGAGUCUUUUAAUAUUAUGGCUACAGUGCUUUUAAAAUAAACGCAAAAAUCACAAUGGACGUAUUAAAGGGCUUUUGGACUUCUAUUUUUUGGGGAAUGUAUGAUAGUUUUAAGGGGACAUACACGUUAUUCCAUCUAGACAAAGAAUUGAAUAGAAGGAGAUUAUCAAGAUAUUCUCCAACACAUUCAAAUUCUCCAGUUCGAAGGAGACAGUCAGAGUCUAGGGAUCAAACGCCUGUUCGAACUCUGCAAAAACAUGAGGAAUCAACGGUUAUGUCGAGGAUACUUCAGUGUGGAUUACUCAAUGGUGCAAUAUUUCUGUGUAGCAUUAUUUUCUUUGAAUCUGCGUUCUUGCCAUGUAUGAAUAUGGUGAUUAUGUUUCUCUUUGGUCAAGAGUCCUCAAGUGGACUGUCUGUAUGGUUUUGGAUUGACUUAUUGCUUAGGAUUUUCUUCCAGACAACCUGGGUGGUACCUUUAUUUACUAUUUCCAAAUUUAUAAAUAACUUGUGGUUUCAAGACAUUGGUCAGUCUGCAUAUAGAUAUAGUCGAGGAAGAUCAAAUACCUCCUUAGGUUUGAGCAAAUCAGUCGCUGACUUUAUAUUUAGUGCUGUGGUAGAAGUUAUUUUCUUGGUUCAAGCAAUGCUCAUGACAUACAACCCUAUUUAUUACUUAGGAUAUGGAUUAUACUUGAUCCACUUAAGUUUGCUGUAUUCCUUAUAUGCUUUUGAGUACAAAUGGGGUGAAAUGGGUUGGGAAAUACAUAGGAGAUUAACAUGUAUUGAAACGCAUUGGCCAUAUUUUAUUGGAUUUGGAUUGCCGCUAGCUAUGCUCACUCAGCUAUCAGAUUCUUUCAUAAUAAGUGGGUGUGUUUUUUCCAUGCUGUUUCCCGUGUAUAUAAUUAGUGCUAAUGAAGCCAAUCCAGUAGCGGAGUCUUGUUCACGGAUAAAGAUUUUUUCGCCUGUUAUCGCAGUAACAAAUGCGUUAUUCAGUAUAGUGGGUAAAGGCAAAAAAUUGACUACACAGCGUCCUGUUGCCCAACAUCAACACAGAAGAUGAUCCUUGCUGAUAACUUUUUUUUAUCGGCCUCGAUAUGGAGAAUAUUAAUACACUGGGGUUAUUUUUAUUUUAUUUUUUCGAUGUUUUUGCCGUAGAUAUGUAACUUUUUUGCAAUGUGUGAUUUUUUUUUUAUAUUUAUAUUUAAGGAAAAAUAUACAUAAAGACUAAUUAUUUAACAA
Zophobas morio is the source of this 1370-nucleotide messenger RNA. RefSeq names its product etoposide-induced protein 2.4 homolog (gene tank). The transcript has 7 exons. The coding region runs from base 190 to 1191 and encodes 333 amino acids. Gene Ontology annotation, biological process: macroautophagy. Gene Ontology annotation, cellular component: endoplasmic reticulum. Lineage: Eukaryota; Metazoa; Arthropoda; Insecta; Coleoptera; Tenebrionidae. The record is from RefSeq and is a predicted model, not a curated record.